UAUUUUUUUACUCCGAUCAAAGAUCACUUUUAUUUUUACUCUAAAAAUUUAUGAAAAUAAAAUUUCAUAAUUUGCAUAUUUAUAAGCUGGACUUAUACUAAUAAUUAAUUUAAUUAAUUAAUUAAUAAUAAAGGAAAAUCAACAAAUAAAUAAUAAAAAUAUGUUACUAAAAGUAUAUUCACUCAUGAUAUUAAUGUUAGAUUUGAUAACAUUAUUAUUCGGAGUAAUAAUAUCAAUAAUUGUAACAUUUUACCGGACAUUGAGACCACCGGCAAUGAAAAACAUCAAUGGGGAAGUAGCCAUGGUAAUAGGAGCCGGCAGGGGCGUUGGACGCGAAAUAGCGCUGCAAUUAUGUCAGCUGGGUGUCAAAGUCGCUUGUGUUGAUAAAAAUGAUAAAAUGUGUAGAGCUACUGUCCUACAGGCCGCACGUGAUUCCGUUAUAGUCAGGCCUUAUAUUUGUGAUAUUACUGAUAAGGAACAAGUAGCAAAUACCGUAGAAUUAAUUCGCAAAGACUUAGGAGAAGUAACGAUGCUGUUACAUUGUUGCGGAGUCCCGAGUUCGCGAUCGCUAAUACAAAAACCACCAGAUAUAAAAGAGGCGAUUGACGUCGCCGUAGUCAGCCACUUCUGGCUUUUGGAGUCAGUGCUCCCAGGAAUGCAGCGUCUAGGCAAAGGACACAUCGUCGCAUUGUCUUCACUUGCCGGUUUCUCAGGAGCAGCGAGUCGCAGUGCCCGUAUUCCUUUUUCCACUGCCCAGUUCGCCAUCCAAGGGUUCACCGAGUCCCUUCAAGCCGAACUCAGACAAUCAAACAGCAACAUUAUAAUAACUCUCAUACACAUUUACCCGUUUAUUAUCGACAGUGAAGCCGCUAAUGACAUUCGUCUACGGAUACCAAGUUAUUUUGGUACAAUGCCAGCAUCUGAAACGGCGCGAAAAAUUUUAGACGGCGUCAGAAGAAAUUAUUCGGAGUUUAGUGUACCUGGAUAUUUACUAUACCUCGGACAUUUACUCAGAAUCCUUCCGAAGAAAGCUUCGUUCAUGUUACGAGAUUUACUGGACACAGGAGUUGAUUUUGGAUAAAAUUUAUUAACCAUUACUUCAUUACACUUAGAAUAAAAAAUUAUAAUAUAAUAUUUAAAUAAUUAAUACUCG
Molecule: messenger RNA, 1153 nt
Organism: Microplitis mediator
Lineage: Eukaryota; Metazoa; Arthropoda; Insecta; Hymenoptera; Braconidae
Product: epidermal retinol dehydrogenase 2-like
Exons: 7
Coding region: 161-1081 (306 amino acids)
Cellular component (GO): lipid droplet
Molecular function (GO): oxidoreductase activity, acting on the CH-OH group of donors, NAD or NADP as acceptor
Source: RefSeq, a predicted model, not a curated record